Messenger RNA from Carica papaya (papaya), 3117 nucleotides. NCBI's taxonomy places the organism in Eukaryota, Viridiplantae, Streptophyta, Magnoliopsida, Brassicales, Caricaceae. The record is from RefSeq and is a predicted model, not a curated record.
AAUAGAAACGCUGACGCCGGGGGAAUUCAACGUUAUUUCCUCGUUUCCUCACCAUCAACGUUUCCGCGGAUAGAGUCUCUGUCAGAAUCGAAUUCAGAAUCCAUCAUUCGCAAAUCUGAUUCUUUCGUUUGCUGUCAAAUGGAUGAAGACGUGUAAUAUACGUGGACGAAGCGGGUGAAGUGAAUCCUAAGCUUGUAUAGUUUUGUUGGUUUUGGAGAACGAGAGAGAGAGGAGGAGAAGGAGGAGGAGGAGGAGGAUGGAGAAGGAGACAGCGGCGUUGAAGAAGGUGGUUGGAGAGGGAUCGGAGAAGGACGGGUCGGAUAGUAGCGGAAGCAGCAGCAGCAAUAAUAAUAGCAAGAGAAACAACAGUAAUGGCGGGGGUGGAAAAGGAGGAGAGGAAAGGGGGGUGUUUGAGUAUUUUGGUUGGGUUUAUCAUUUGGGAACCAAUUCGAUCGGCCAUGAGUACUGCCAUCUUCGCUUCUUAUUCAUAAGAGGGAAAUAUGUGGAGAUGUACAAGAGAGACCCUCACGAGAACCUCGGGAUUAAACCUAUCAGGAGGGGUGUUAUGGGGCCUACACUAAUGGUGGAGGAGCUAGGGCGUCGUAGAGUUAACCACGGGGAUGUUUAUGUCAUACGGUUCUAUAGUCGAUUGGAUGAGGCUAAAAAAGGAGAAGUAAGUUUUGGUUUCGCACAAUUUUAUUGCAAAUUAUUACUUUGGGUUGCUGAGUAUGAGCUUUCAACAGGAGGCAGCACCAGAAAUAAAUUGAACAUUGAGGCCGAGAUCAAUCUGGAUGGACAUCGGCCAAGAGUGAGGCGGUAUGCUUACGGACUAAGGAAGCUUAUAAAAAUUGGACAAGGUCCUGAGUCACUUUUGCGGCAAUCUUCAAACUUGGGUGCUGAUGCUAGAACAGAUGGGUACUUUGAGAGGGACACUGGAGAUGCAAUUGAGCCACAUGAAUGGAAAUGUGUCCGUACAAUCGAUGGUAUCAGAAUCUUUGAAGAUGUGGCGAACUCUAAGAGUGACAGAGGAGUUCUUGUAAAGUCUGUCGGUGUUAUUGAUUCAAGUGCAGACACAGUUUUCGAAGUAAUUUUAAAUCUUGAUCGGCAUCAGAGAUAUGAGUGGGAUAUGUUGACAGGUGACCUGGAACUGGUUGAUUCUUAUGAUGAAAAUAUUUAUGUUAUAUUCUGCAUAUAUUGCAGAUGGCAGUCAAAGAGAGAUUUUGUCUUCUCAAGACAGUGGUUUCGUGGCCAAGACGGAACAUAUACAAUCUUGCAAUUCCCAGCUGUACAUAAGAAGCAGCCGCCAAGAUCAGGAUAUCGACGUACAAAAAUUAAUCCAUCUACAUGGGAAAUCAGAAGUUUGAACACACCAAUGGGUUCAGAUACUGCAAAAUGUCUUGUGACGCAAAUGUUAGAGAUACAUUGUCAGGGCUGGUGUAAAUGGAAGAAAAAUAGUCACUCGAAGUUUGAAAAGAGCAUCCCCUAUGCGUUAUUAAUCCAAGUAGCAGGUCUGAAGGAGUUUAUUGGGGCAAAUCCAGCACUCAAAUAUGAAUCUUCCACCACGGUCUUACAUUCAAAGCUUCCUGAUAUUUCUUCUUCCAUGGAUGAUUAUGAAGAUGUACAAGUGCAAGAUCAGUUUUAUGAUGCAACUGAUUCAUCAUCUGAAGAGGAAGACAGUGAUGAUGAUCAGGAACAAGACAAGAAGGAGAUCAAAGUCAAGUUGAAGAAUGUUUCUUGGGCUAUUCAGAGCUUAGCUUUGAAACGAACUUCAGCCGUAGAUGCAAGUAAAGAGUUAGAUUCAAGUGUUGCCCCCAUCAAUAUUGACCUGGGCCAGUUCCAGGGGACCUUGCAGAAAGGAAAGAGUGAUUCUGACUCAAACUGUUGGACAUCUCCCAGUGGCAUGGGAUUCAUGAUCAGAGGAAAGACUUACUUGAAAGAUAAUUCCAAGAUUAUGGGUGGAGAUCCGCUUCUCAAGCUCAUAGCUGUUGAUUGGUUUAAAGUUGAUGAAGCCAUAGAUAAAGUUGCAUUGCACCCCAGGUGUCUAGUUCAGUCAGAAGCUGGGAAAAAGCUUCCCUUCAUUCUUGUUGUUAACCUUCAGGUAUGCAUAUUAUGGAAAUUUAACAGUGGAUCUACAAAAAAAGAAUUUGAAUUACAGAAUAGGGUGUGAUAACGAGGGAUUCAGUUGUAGGAACAGUGAAGAUUCUUGAAAAAAAGAAGGGCUAAAUGCUUUCCUGUUCUUUGAAAUGGAAUUCCUGUCCUGUUGUUGGAGAAUUUCUUAUCGUCCAUUUAUUUACUUAAAUCCUUUUUUCGUAUCUUCCAUCACUUUUCGUCCUUUUUCAGUUCUAAAAGAAAGAAGGCAAUUAACCCUCCCUUUCUGAUUUCACUAAGCCUGUGAUUUCUUGAAGAGGCUAGACUUUCCCCGCUUCCUAACCUCAGGCAGUCAUAGUAAUCCCAGUCAUUAAGGUCAGAAGGUCAGGGUAAGGUUGGGUAAGUUGGUUCGGGCAUGCUUGGCUCGCUAGGAUAUUAUCUUGAUCACAGACAGUCAGCGCAUUCGUAACAUACUCACUACCCCAAGACUUCUACUCCUAUCAUUCAUAUUCAUACCAGCCGAAAGUCAGUAGCUCUUAUGCUUCGGUCAGUGCUGGGCUCAGUCCCUUCCGUCCGUCCCUAGUCAGUCUUUGUGCUCGCCUGGCACCCCUGGAAUCUUUAUUGGCACCUUACAAAUCCAACCCGACAAUUCAUUCUUCCUCAGAAUCGGGUUCCAAGUGUGCAAAGUUCCAGAUCUUUAGAAAAAGCAAAAGUAGAAAACAAGAGGUGGAAGACCGGAAUCUUUAAUGGACUUAAAUCCUUUUUUCGUAUCUUUUUCUCGUUCACAAUAAAACGCUUUCAAAUUGCUUGACUCCAUCUAUUCAGUAAUUGAACCAAGAAGUCAGUUUUGAUCUAGGUAACAAGCUUGUCUCCAUGUAUUUUUUGUAUGAUGAGAUUACAGCAUGGUGUAAUGUUCUUUUCAUGAAACAUGUAAUAUGCAAAAACAGUCAAAAUAUAUGCUCCCCUGUUCUAUGUAAAUUAAUAGCCAAAUUGAGACAGUUGAAUGUGAGAAUCUACUUCAAUGUGAGC